AUGUCCGACCACAACAAUAACAAAGACGACGACCACGUCGCUCCCCAGUCAGAGAUUGACCCAGCGCUCCAGCCCGAGCACCAGCACCAGCAUGCCCACCUCCACCACACAGCCUUUGCCGAGCGCGGCCGCGACGACGAUGUCAUCUACACCAAAGACGCCUCGUUCGAGAAGGGGAAUGUCCCGGACCCGACGCCGCUGGAUCAUACCCCCAAGAGCCAGAGCGACGACAACAAGGACGUCGAGACCGCGGACAAUUACCCGGCCCAGCGGCCGUGGUACCGCCGGGUGCUCAAACACUGGCGCCAUUUUGCGCACGCCGUGAUCUGGCUGCUUUUCACCGGCUGGUGGAUUGCCGGUCUGAUUUUGCACCGAUAUGACCUCGGCUGGCUGAUCCCGUUUCUAUUGUACCUGGCCAUCACUCUGCGCAUUCUCUUCUUCUAUGUGCCUAUCAGCAUUGUGACGCGGCCCAUGCACUUCGUCUGGAGCCAUACCGCCCACCCGUUCGUGCGCGUGAUCCCAGAGAAACUGCGCAUCCCCGGAGCGGCCCUGGUGUGCAUUGGGGUCAUUCUGAUCGGCGCAUUCGUCUCCCCCGAGUCAGCGGAUAACACGCGCUCUAACCGCGCGGUCAGUCUGUUCGGGCUGGCCGUCUUCGUCUUCGGCCUGUGGGCGACCUCGCGCAAUCGCAAGAAGAUCGUCUGGCACACUGUGAUCGUGGGCAUGCUGGUGCAGUUUAUUGUUGCGCUCUUUGUGCUGCGCACCGGGGCGGGUUACGACAUUUUCGCCUUCGUGUCGGGUCUCGCGCGCGAUCUGCUGGGCUUUGCGUCGCAGGGCGUGGAAUUCUUGACCGCCGAGGACUUUUACACAAUGAAGACUCCCAUCACGCCCGCCUCCUGGUUCCUGGUGAGUGUGAUCCCGGCAAUUCUCUUCUUCGUCUCCAUUGUCCAACUGCUGUAUUACACCAACGUGCUGCAAUGGUUCAUUAAGAAAUUUGCCGUCUUCUUCUUCUGGAGUAUGCGCGUUUCCGGCGCCGAGGCUGUCGUCGCCGCUGCAUCCCCCUUCAUCGGACAGGGCGAAUCCGCCAUGCUGAUUCGGCCUUUCGUUCCGCAUCUCACUAUGGCCGAGCUGCACCAGGUCAUGUGCUCAGGCUUCGCGACCAUCGCGGGAAGUGUACUGAUCGCCUACAUCACCAUGGGUGUGAACCCACAAGCUCUUGUCUCGUCCUGCGUGAUGAGUAUCCCCGCCUCACUAGCCGCCUCGAAACUGCGCUGGCCGGAGGAGGAAGAAACCCUCACGGCCGGCCGCGUCGUCGUCCCUGAUGACGACGAGCACCGCGCCUCCAAUGCCCUGCACGCUUUCUCCAACGGCGCCUGGCUGGGUCUGAAGAUUGCGGCUAUGAUUGGUGCCACGCUGCUGUGCAUCAUCUCUCUCAUCGGCCUGGUGAACGGCCUGUUGACGUGGUGGGGCCAUUACCUGAACAUCAACGACCCGCCCCUGACCAUCCAGCUGAUUGUGGGAUACAUCUGCUACCCGAUUGCUUUCCUGCUGGGUGUUUCUCGGGACGGUGAUCUGGUGAAGGUCGGCCAACUGAUCGGUCUGAAGAUCAUCACUAAUGAAUUCGUCGCCUACCAAGCCCUUCAAUCCCAAGAAACCUACGCCGACCUCUCGGACCGCUCCCGCCUAAUCGCCACCUAUGCGCUGUGCGGAUUUGCCAACAUCGGUUCCCUGGGUAACCAGAUCGGUGUGCUCGCGCAGAUCUCGCCCGGACGGAGCGCGGACGUCUCGCGCGUGGCGGUUAGUGCGAUGAUCACUGGCGCGCUGAGCACGUUCACCAGUGCGUCGAUUGCUGGAUUGUUGAUCACGGAUGAGAAGCAGUAUUUCGGGACCAAGGCGGCGUAG
Penicillium lagena is the source of this 1899-nucleotide messenger RNA. RefSeq names its product NupC/NupG family nucleoside CNT transporter. Gene Ontology annotation, biological process: nucleoside transmembrane transport. Gene Ontology annotation, molecular function: symporter activity; nucleoside transmembrane transporter activity. The coding region runs from base 1 to 1899 and encodes 632 amino acids. Lineage: Eukaryota; Fungi; Ascomycota; Eurotiomycetes; Eurotiales; Aspergillaceae. The transcript is spliced from 3 exons. Gene Ontology annotation, cellular component: membrane. The record is from RefSeq and is a predicted model, not a curated record.